AUGCAUAAAUUGGCUUUUUUUCUCUCCUUCCUUUUUUCUCUUUCUUUCUUUACUUUUCUUUUUUUACUUUGUUUGUCAUCGACUUAUGCUUUCAGAAAAUACAUAGACAUCAUAGAAGGAUGUCUUUUUGAGAAGCUGUUUAGGCAGACAACCCUGAAGUGCAGGUGGGGCGAGUCCGUUGAUGACUCUUCGGAAGCCAUGGAUAGCCUUGGCUUCAAGGUUGACCUGAGGGUCGUCAAGGACAUCCUUUCAAGAAGGAACAAGGAGGCGGGCAUGGCUAACGUAGAAAUGGCAAAGAUGGGUGCGUCUAUUGUCAAAACUUGUUCUGACAAGAGCAAGUUGCUUAUUGAGUCAAAGUUGUCGGCAAACAUUACCUCUAACUGUGACAAACUAAUAGGCAACAAGGCUGUCCUUUUCUCGUUGAGGCUGGUUGCUUCUGGCCUCUAUGUUACUUAUCAAAUUGACCAAAAUAUCAGUUACGCAUUAUUUUAG
Messenger RNA from Rhizopus microsporus ATCC 52813, 492 nucleotides. RefSeq lists its product as uncharacterized. Bases 1 to 492 code for a protein of 163 amino acids. The record is from RefSeq and is a predicted model, not a curated record. NCBI's taxonomy places the organism in Eukaryota, Fungi, Mucoromycota, Mucoromycetes, Mucorales, Rhizopodaceae. The transcript is spliced from 5 exons.